AUGAAUAGUAAAACUCCAUUUGAUGAACAAUCACCUCAGAUAUUCAUUUCUGAAUGGGAUGACUUAGAAACAGACUUAACAAACUAUCCCUCUUCACCUCAAGUUGAUGGAUUUAUCAAAUAGAUUCAAAACCACAAAUUCGUUAUAGGGAUUUCGAAACCUGAAGAAACAAGAAUAGGCCUUUCUUCAAUCAAAAAAAGCAAAAUAACUAUUAAAGGAAUCUUAGGGAUAUCUAAUCUUCAAAUCUGA
Molecule: messenger RNA, 249 nt
Organism: Paramecium sonneborni
Lineage: Eukaryota; Ciliophora; Oligohymenophorea; Peniculida; Parameciidae
Source: the annotation of a GenBank genome assembly